AUGAGGCUCACAUUCAAGACAAGACAACUGAAGGGGGAACAUCACAUACAAUGGCAACCUUCUAUAAUAAUAAGUGUUGGUGACAGGUCCAUCCCUGCAAACAUACCUAGCAUAGAAGAGUUAUAUCAAAACGAGCAAAUUAACCAACGAAAGAAAAGAAAAAUUGAAACCCAAAGUGACAGAAAUGCAUUAAUUAACAGAACGAACAACUGCAAAAAACUGUUGAGUAGUCUUCCUGCUUUACGUCUAAAGGACGACUCGGAUAAUGACGCCCUUCAUUCGAGUCAAAUCGUUAGCAAUCAAGUGAACUGUGCCUACUCACCCAAAGGGCACAACCAAGACAUAGCUUUUAAAAGCGAUUUAAAACGGAAAAAUUAUAUUUUAGCUAACAAAAGUGCAUACACAAAAGACUCCACUGAGUCAGCAAAACAUAGCUAUGACAUUUAUGAAGAGGAGAAUCGAAAAGCGGACACGAAAGGGUUCUCCACUCCAACUAAAAACCUAAACAAUGCCAAAAAUUUUAUCAAAAUAGGCACUUCACAAGAUGUUCUUCAUAGCGCUACCAAAAAGUUAAACUUGGAAGAACGAGCCAUUGCAAAGAAGAGCAUACAGAAUGAACGUAGAGAAUCCCCAAAUGUAAAAAAUGGAAAUAAAAAAUCUCUAACCGAUCGGAAGGUGAAAUUCGAACAGGGAAAAAGGAACCCUCACUCACCCGAAGAAGCUGCUAAGGUGACCCAAAGAAGAAAUCAUACAGAAUAUAAUGACAACUCUGCUAUUACUACAGAAGAAAACAGAGGAAAAAAAACAUCCAGAAAACACACAUCUCAGAUGAUCCACUUAGGGAAGACAUCUGAAUCCAAUUUAGGAAAAAGAUCCAAUAAUAAUACCACUCUAAGAAACGAGAAAGGCACCUUCGGUGAUGCCAAUCCAACAAAAAGGGGAACUCCCAAUGGGUCAAACAACUUUCCUAAAACGAACAUGCUAACUCAUUCAAAUAGGACAAAGAAAUCAGAACAACUGAGACGAAUUAAACAAAUGGAUAGCUCAUGCAAAACGGCAGGUUUUACCAAUAACAAUGUCCAAGAAAAAAUAAUGGAAAAAAAUAACCAAAGUGAGGUGAACAAAGUGAAACCUACAAUAAAUGACACAGCCGACCAACCCUUCUGGGAUGAAAAGCAAAAAUUAGAGGAAAGGAAAGACUCGCAUCAGCCACAAAAAAGCAAGGCAAUCCAAAUGGACACCAAUAAAAACGUAAAAGCGAUUUUUAGCUCCAACUUUAUAGAAGCACCAAUUUAUAACCAACUUGGAACAAAUUUGAAGUUGCGUGAAGGAAUGACGGAUGGGGACAGAUAUGCCAGUGAACAGUCAGAAAUUUUUUUGCAUGAGAAACCUUCACCAUGUAGCAGCGGGAAGACAGAAUAUGCAAGCUCCGUGUCAUCACCCGAUCACAAUUCUAGUGCGUUUCACAUGAUGGAAGAAGGAAAAAAAGAGAUACUCUCGACAAAACGUCCAAAUUAUAAAAGCCAGGAAAGUCUGCUAUACGAACUGAUACACACAAAUGACAAUAAAAGUAGAAUUAAACAAUUUAUUGAGCAAUCUGAGGAGCGACAAAACGCAUGCACAAAUUUGUGCAGCGAAAAUUCCCCUCAUAGAAGUGGAACAACGGAAGCAAACACUAACGCUGUCAAUGUGAAGACAACUGGGAUGAAUUCCCCUCGGGGGAAGUGUCACAACCAAGCCGCACCAAAUGACGAGCAAGACAAAUCUCAAAAUAGCACUUCAAAUGAUCAAAAAAAACACCUAAAAAAAAGCAACGAAACUUUGCUAUACGAAUUAAUCAACGCGAAUAAUAACAGAGUGAGAAUUCUAAAUUUCCUGAAACGGUCUAGCAUACGAGAAAGCAGUCUUAGCCAAAGGGGAGACGCGGAAAGAGACUGCCCCAAACAAAAUGGGCACGAAAACGAUCGUUUAGGGGAAGAAGCCGUUAAAAUUAUGCCACAUAUAUUGGAGGCCCCACCUCCAUUGUCUUCCCAUUCAAGCAGUGCAAAGGCACCUACGAUGAAAUGUACACUUCCCAAAUGGAAAUCCACUCGGGCAUGCAAAACAGUGGCAAACAAAAACGCUCCAAAGUACACAAUUUCAAGCAAGUACCACAAUAAAUAUGCACCCCAGAACAAAAUCAAGGCACCUACAACUAAAAUGCAAAGCGCGAAAGAAAUUAAGCAAAAGGAAAGCAUCACAUCAAGUGACAAAAUUAAAAAUGGGCACAAAUUGAUGGCAAAUAAAAAAGGGGAGACAAAACUGUCUCAUGUGCAAAGUCGUGAUGCACCACAUCAGGUAAGCAGUAGGAACCCCCUCAGUAGAAGCACCGCCAAAGGGAAGGAUACCCAGAGGAGGCAAAUUAUAACACCAAAAAGAGGAGAAAGGGACUAUUUAACUCUCCCCAAAUUGAAAAGUGGGUCCAUCCAACAUGACAUUCCGAAACGUCCCAAAGGUAUAACAAUCAAACCAGUCCAUAUUAAAGACAAAAAUGAAAGUAAGAAAAAUAUUCAUUCUAACACUUUAACCAUUAAAAAGCAAGUAGAUAACCUACCAACCAAAUGCACACAUGCAGAAGCUGCGUCGAAAGUACCUAUCCCUUCGCACGUGCAAAAGGGCCAAUCCAAAAUGGCGAAUCAUCAUGGAAGAACCACCAACCAGGUAAAGAUAAAAAAAUGUCCCAUCAUUCAGCAAGCUAUCCCUAGUCAAACUGAACAAAAAACGAAAGGGGAUAUUUCAGAGAAACAAAAAAACAGCAAACAAGUCGCAGAAAAAAUACUUCAAAGCGACAAAAAACAAAGUGUCCAAGACGGAACCAUAAAAAAGGACCAUACUAAACAUAAAGUUAGCACCACCACAGAUAGAGGGGAAAAAAAAAGAAAGCUACUCUCUGGUGCAGAAGCUAACACAAGGGUUAAAGCAAGGAAGGUGCAAACGGAAAUGAUUCCCAAGAAAAUCAGCGUACAAAUGAUGACCAAAAAAUGGGGGGACAAAUUUGAGCAAAAUGGACAAAGUGGCACUAAUGAAGAAGGGCAAAGAGUUAACUCUGCUUCUGAUGUAAAAGUAGCGGCCAGCAAAGAAACGACCCCCUCAGUAAUGAACCCACUUAAAAAGGUGAUCACAGAAUGUACCCAUAUAUUACUAGAAAAGAAAAACAGGACACACUUCACCAAUUCAAAUGAAGAGACCACAUUUUGUGUGUUUAACAAAGACGUUCAAAAAAAUUCCCGCAAUGAAGACAUCCAAAAGAGCUUCUCUCUUUACGUAAGCAUAGCCGUUGUGAACCCUCCAGUGGGACAACACCUGUUUAGCACAUUCUCGAAUAGAAUGUAUAACCUACUAAUCACUGUUAACCUGAAUGAAGUCCCCCCUUUUGAUGAAUUAAAAAAGAAAAAACUAGAAAAAAAACAGAACAGUAUCUCACAUGAAGGGGGAUAUACCUAUCUCUCAUCAGCAGCACAAGCACUUACAAAAAUGAAAACAAUGGUUACCAUUCAUUUCUACCAAACGGAAGGGACAAACUCUGUAAAAAAAUGGACCACUAUGACGGUCCAACAUUUAGAGAUCUAUCACUGGAGUGGUAAGAAGGCUAAUCUGGUGGUAAUGUACAGGCAAACAAUAUGCCUUAACAAGGUAGAAGAAGUCAAACUAACACACCAAAUAAAACCACACCUAGCAAACGUAGAAACUGCUACAAAGGAAGAAUGCAAAGAACUCCCAACAUUGCUUCAAGCAGAAAUGCACUCAAAUCACUACGCUGCAGGGAAAGUAAAAAACGAAGACUUUAACACGGAGAACAUGGCAUGGAAAAAUAAAAUUUCACACAGUACUAUAUUCAUUACAGAUCCACUUGUAAAAUGUACCAUAAAAAGAAUUAUCAUGUCAAGAGAAGAAGGGAAAGAAGGGGAAAAAAAAGAGCCAAUCAAAUGGUCGCACUACCUACCCCCAGCAGGAUCAACAAAACUGAUUUGCACGCAGAGGAACAUACUAAACAGGUCAUUCAUUGCAAGUCCAAAGAAACUCAUCGGAGGUAGACACAUAUGUACAUGGGAACUUCCCAGAAACGGGAAAAACAUCCCAUUCGACGAAUCAAAAAGAAAGAAGGAUCCUGCAAAAUUUAGUGUAAUGCAUUAUCAAAUUACAACACUCGAUAUGGACAAUAAGCUUGCUUCAGAUAAAGUCCAGACAAAAAAGAUGUGCGCUAACGUAGGCAAAAAAGGAAAUAAAUAUGUGCUGGCGAAAAAAAAAAAUUAUGAGCUGGGGGGUGUUAUUCCCGAGGUACAGGAAGAGACAGAUCCGCAAAUCACAACACAGUGGGGUUUACCAAGUGUCGAUGAUGAAAAAGGCAAAAUGACAUCAACAUGUCUCACAGACAGGAACUUAAAAGAUGCAAAAAAAGAUGUAGUUGCCAUAAAGAGGAUUAAACGUGAAGGAUUCGAUGAAGGCAAAAAAACGCUAAUGAUUGGGGACCUUAAAGAGGGCUCUCAACAAAUGGAAAAUGGGAUCCCACUGGAGCUGCAAAAUGGGACCCCGGUUCAGUUACCAUAUGGGACCCCAUUGAAGUUGCAAAAUGGGAACCCGGUUCAGUUACCAUAUGGGACCCCAUUGAAGUUGCAAAAUGGGAACCCGGUUCAGUUACCUCACACGAACGAUAACAGAAUCACAAACCAAACCACGCAACCACCCAACGGAGAUAUCGAAAAAGAGAUAUUCACAAUCAAACAACUAAUAAAGGAAAUUCUCACAGAAAUGAAAAACGGUCUUGUGAAAGAAGCGAAAACGAAGAAAUCGAAAAAUUCCAAGAGAAAAAAUUCAAGGCUUAAAGAAGUUAACAGAAAUGCUGGCAUAAAAAACUUCAAUAAAAGGGGUUCAAAACGGAAAAAGGGAAAGGACACCUCCAUUGAAAAGGUAAAAAACAAAGACAUAAAUGUAACUACCUCAGUUAUCAACAUGAAACCUUCCAGUAUGGAAAUGGAAUGUGUAAUGAAUGCGCUGGAAAAGGAUUCUGUAAUAGGGAUAUCAAUCGAGGAAGGUAUGGAAGCGUCUACUCGCGAAGUUACAGCGGUGUCGGAUGUAAGCGGUGAAAGUAAAGUCAUGGUAGGAGCUGAGUUAAGUGCCGCUGAUGACGCCAUGAUGCUGGAAGAUGUGCUUUGCCGAAACCAUGUAAUUGUGUGGCAGGCUGUUAGUGACAAAAGCGCCGCUACGAUGGUGGAGGACGUACACGACCAAGACAAUGUUAUGCUGAUGGAAAAUGCAAAUGGGUACAUUGACGUCGUGGUGGUAGAGGACGUAGGUAGCGAAAAUGCCCGCAUGAUGGUGGAGGACGUAAGCAGCGAAAAUGCCCCCAUGAUGGUGGAAGAUGUAGGUAGCGAAAAUCCCCCCAUGAUGGUGGAGGACGUAGGUAGCGAAAAUUCCCCCAUGAUGGUGGAGGACAUAGGCAGCGAAAAUGCCAUCAUGAUGGUAGAGGACGUAGGUAGGGAAAAUCCCCCCAUGAUGGUAAAUACACCUAGUCAAAGCGCCGCCCGCCCAGUUGACGAUCGGCAGAGCGAAAUCGAAGUGGCAGACUUCGUGGAUGAGCUCGUCAGCGAGUUGGAGGACUACGAACCAAGGAGCGAAAACAAAAAGGAUGAUGCACCUUGUAGGGACGCAAAAAAGGAAGAAAUACGACAAGAAAUUAAAAAGUUAAUUGAAAUGGUAAAAGAAUUGAAACGAGAAUAUACGAAAGAAAUCCAAAAGGAUUGUUCCCAAAAUGACAUGGAAAAGGAAAAAUUCAUGAUAACAAAUUUCGAUGAAACGAAUGGGAAGGCACAAAUAAUAGACCUUCCCUUUGCCGAGGAUGAUGGGGCCAUGUUAGAGGACUUGCCAGCGGGCAUUUUAACCCUUCAAAUAAAGGAGGAAAAUACAGAAAAAGAAUUUCAAAAUGGCAUGAUAAAAGAUCACGAAGGAGAGGAGUCUUACAAACCGGAUAUGAACAAAAUAGCAACCACACUGCCCGAACAUAUCAACCUAGAACAAAAGUUAAAAAGUUGCAACGAUUUGGACAAUGCCAAGGGGGAUAACGCCACUACACACUCUUCAAGGCCAACAUGUACCAAAAAAAAAAAAAAUUCAAUGAAAGGGUUAAACUAA
Molecule: messenger RNA, 6168 nt
Organism: Plasmodium cynomolgi strain B
Lineage: Eukaryota; Apicomplexa; Aconoidasida; Haemosporida; Plasmodiidae
Exons: 2
Coding region: 1-6168 (2055 amino acids)
Source: RefSeq, a predicted model, not a curated record